Messenger RNA from Polistes dominula (European paper wasp), 3239 nucleotides. RefSeq lists its product as uncharacterized. Gene Ontology annotation, biological process: regulation of mRNA splicing, via spliceosome; regulation of cell cycle. Lineage: Eukaryota; Metazoa; Arthropoda; Insecta; Hymenoptera; Vespidae. Gene Ontology annotation, molecular function: RNA binding. The record is from RefSeq and is a predicted model, not a curated record.
AUUAUAAUAAUUUGUAUUACUUAUUAUACGUAUUAUAUCGCUAGAUUUCGGGAAGAGUAGUUUUUGAGGUUAUCUUAGUUCAGAUCUUGUGCUUACUCUAUGAUUCAGUAAAUAAUAGUUAAACUUACUUAUAAUAUUAUAUUAAUUAUUAUAUAUUAAUCGAUUGUGUAAUAGGUAUUAAUUAUAAUAAUUUGUAUUACUUGUUAUACGUAUUAUAUCGCUAGAUUUCGAAAAGAGAUGUGAGGUUACAAAGUCGAAGUUUAGAUUUUUUUAUAUUUAGUGAUAGAAUUGAUAUUUAUAAAUAAUAGUGGAACGACGGUAACAAAUAAAAUUAAAAAAAAAACAAUUUCAACGAUUGUGUGAAAUUAAAUAUAACGACGUGGAGGAGAAGUUGCACGUGUGAUUUGUUUUUUUUUUGUUUGGUGUCAACAAAAAGAAUAACCAGUUAAUUAAAAAAAAGAAAAAAGGAAAAAAAAUUUUGGAACUUUCUUCGUGAUCGUUGAUAAACGAUCUUUUAAUAAUUCAUCGAAGUACUCGUGUUUCACGAGACAUCCUACUUUCUGAGCAUAGAAGAAAUUGUCUAUGUUAUAUUGCAACUAUAUCAUCAACAAUAACAAUCAACAUUCAACUAAUCGAAGAAUAAAUCAAGAACAAUCAUCUUAAUUUUCUAUUAGUAAUAUUAAUUAUAAGUUAAUUAUAAUGGCUGAUUUAUUUGAUAUUGCAAAUAUGAUUUCAAGUGUUGGAGUGGAUGCUAUUAAAAUCAAAUCAGAACCGGGUUUGCCAGAAAAAUCAUCGAAUGAAAUUUUAACUGAACUUUUCAAUACUUUUAAUGCAGAUGAGAGUGUUGUAUCUCCAGAUAACAGAUGUUCACAAGUUUUAGAUGAUACUGUUAGAUCAGAGAAAAAAGAUAAAAGUCAAGUAGAGAAAAGAAAAAAGAAGAGUAAGAAGAAACAUAAGCAUAAAGAUAAGAAGCAUAAGAAAAGAUCUAGACAUACUUCUUCUGAUAGUAACAACAGUGAUAUUGGAAGCUCUAUUAGUAAAAAGAAGAAAAAACAUAAGAAAAAGUCUAAGCGUAAACAUGAGUCGUAUUCAAGCAAAUCAUCUGAUUCGGAUGAUCCGAAAUCUAAAAUUUCCAAGAUUGAAGAUGAGUUGAUCACAGAAGAAAAUAUUAGAGCAGAUGUAUCUGUUAAAGAGGGUAUCAACGAUGUACAAUUGAGAGAAGUAGCAUUGAUCAGGGAUGAAACUAACUCUGUUAAUAAAUCUGUGACACAGGAUAAAGAAGAUCAAAUACUUGGAAGUCCUGAAUUACCACCUAUUCCAAAGAAGCAAGAGGAUGAUUUUGAAGAAUCGGAACUACCAAAAAUUCUAGAUAAAUCAAAACAGCAAAAAUCAGGAAAAAUUAUUAUACAAGAUCUUCAAAAAAGUUUUAUUUUCGAAACGGUAAAGGCAAUGGAGUUUAAGGAAAAGGUUAAAGCUGCGCGUAUGGAAGAUGGUGAAUUAACAGACAGCAGUAACAAUAAUAGAACACCAACAUUAAGUCCUACACCACCACCAUAUAAUUCAUUUAGAUCUUCAACAUUAAGUCCAAAUAGUACACUUAAAUCUGAAUCAGUGAAUCCGUUGAAAUCUAAAAAUGAUCUUAGAUUAAUUUUAAGAGAAAAAGAAAAGAAAAGAUUAAGUUCAGCGAGUAAACCAAAAGAUUACAGUGAUAAAGAACGCAAGGAUAAAUCGUAUAACAAAGUUAAAAAUAGAAGUAGCAAACGCAGUCGAAGUUGUCAUUCGCAAGAGAGAAAUAGAUCGGAUUCACAAGUGGAUAAUCAUCGUAGUAGAAGUAGAGCUAGGGAUAAAUAUUCAGAUAGAAGUAAGGAAAGACGUGACAGAGAUAGAAGUUAUGAGCGACGUGAUUCGAGAAGAAGCAGAGAGAGGAGGAGACACAAAAGUCGUAGCAGAGAGAAAAGUAGAGACAUGUAUGUUAGAGGAAGAAGUAGGAGUAAGGAAAGAAAAGAACGUAUUGAAAAGGAUAAAAAGAAAUUAUUGGACGAACUUACAGAUUUUUGUAAAUCUAUAUCAAAAUCUGAAGCAAUAGGAGAAUUGUCCAAUCUAUCGUCUGAUACCGACGGAAGUGAAUCAGAUAAAGGUUUCCAUCAUCCAUUUCUUCUAAAAGAAAGGCCAAAUCCGAUUGUCAUGAAUAUUCGAAAUGCAAAACAAUUACCAACAAAAACAUUUCAAGAAAAGACAGCUGAAUCUUCAAAUCAAUUGCGUCUUCAAUUUCCCGUAUCUAGUGGUCAGCAACAUAGAAAAACUGAAAGCGAAUGGAUUCCUGUAACACCAAAAAAAAUAGAACCAAAAAAACCGUUUGUACAAACAUCGUUACCAUCUGUUGAACCAGUUUCAUCAAUAGUGCCUAAGCCAAAUCCUAUACAGCCAGUACAACCUGUACAACCAACAGUUUUUCCAAGACCAUCUAUGACAGGACCAGUUGAUAUUGGAGCUAUAGUAUCACAGAGAUUAACUGCUAUGAGAAAGUUAAAAGAAAAUCCGAAUGAUGCUGUUGCAAAAAGUGAUUUGGCUAGACUACAAAAUCAGAUGACAACUUGGGCAGAAAGUAAACAAAUGCCAGGUCAGUUUACUGGUAGUACAGGUGCCAAAGUGCUCUCACCUGCUGAGCUUCAUUCAGGUUAUCAAGCAUGGGCUCAUAAGGAUCAAUUAGUGUCUGCGCAACCUGUUUCUGGUGGUAUGGGAAUGGCUUUAUUACAAAAGAUGGGUUGGCGACCAGGUGAAGGUUUGGGUAAAAAUAAAGAAGGUACAUUAGAGCCGUUACAGCUAGAAGUGAAAUUAGAUAAAAGAGGUCUCAUAUCGGAACAAGAUAUUGGACAAAAGAUUAAUAAUAAAACGGCUAAGCCAGUAAUACCGGCUAUUAAAACAUUAGAAGGGAAGCAUCCAGUAUCACUACUUGGGGAGUAUUGUUCAAAAAGAAAACUUGGUGCGCCUGUAUACGAAUUGUGUUUUGAGUGUGGCCCAGAUCAUAAAAAAAAUUUUCUAUUUAAAGUUAAGGUAAAUGGUAUUGAAUAUAAACCAACAUUUGCUAGUCCUAACAAGAAGCAAGCUAAAGCUGAAGCUGCACAAAUAUGUCUACAAACGUUGGGACUAUUAUCCUCAUAGUUCUUUAUUUCGAUAUUUGAUAAUUCAAUUAAUCAUUUAAUCCAAUAAGGAUUUAUAUUAAACUGUUCAAUUUAUUA